AUGCCCAAACGAAGGGUUCGAGACAUCGAAGAGGAUAACACUUAUCUAAGAGUACGAUCAAUUCGUGCGUGUGGCGAGUGUCGUCGACGAAAACGAAAAUGUGAUGGCAAUGCGCCUUGCUCAUCAUGUGCAGGCUACGGAUAUAGCUGUUCAUACGAACCAACAUCUGCCUCAAACAAUACAACCAACGUGACCGAGGAAAAUGAUUCCCGUGGUUACUCUCUGCACAAGGGCAAAUUGACAUCCGCUGAAACCAAUCCACCAAAGCAUCUGGGAAGUGACGUUCUACCAACACGCAAGCCACUUGAGGGCAGCCAGUAUGACCGAAUGCUCACUGUAGGCAGUGCUUUUGCUCUGCCGCGCAAUUUGGGAACUGAAUUGAAUGAUCCUACCCCGCCACGUUUGCAUUCCUUCGGAUAUAGCUUAGGACUUCGCCCAGAGCGGCGAAACAAGUUCGUUUCCAAGAUUGCGUCUUUCCUAUCUGAGAAGAAGUGUCAUGACUUGGUUUCAGUCUACUUUGUUGAAGUCCAUCCGACCUUUGCGUUUUUACACCAAGAUACUUUCUUUCGCCAAGUACAGUCACUAUGGAGAGAUUCGACAGAAAAUCCUGGCUUGGAGGCACUGACAUGCGCAGUAUGUGUACUGGGCUCUUUCUUUUCAAAUCCACCGAAUGAAUACGAGGAAGAGAUUUUCAGCCACUGUCUGUCAAUAUUGGAUAUGGCAAAUGCAGAGCCUGUCGCCCGACCUGAUGAGAAGAUGUUGGGAGCUUGGAUUCUUCGUACCAUCUAUUCUCGACUGACUACUCGACCACGCAUUGCUUGCAUGGCCAGUCAUACUGCGAUGCAAAUUGCAGAGGUCCUUGGACUACAUCGAAGCCCAGAGCCCAGAGCCGAGGAUAGUUCAGAUCAGCCAUACUUGGAUAUGUUCCUAGGUGACUGUCGCCGUCGACUUUUCUGGCUUACUUGGUCGCUGAAUUAUCUCCUGUCUACGGAGUAUGGCUUGACGCCGGUAAUAUUGGCGUCGGUGACAUGUGGUCUGUUUGAUGAUGGCCAUGAGACGCAUAGCGCGAGAUUGGUGUCCUUGAUUCAUAUACUGAAGGACGGGUUCGAAGGAUCCCUGAGCGCAGUCAAACCGGGAGAGGUUGAGCGGCAAAUUCAUCAAAUCCAAGAUCUGGGAACCGGGCCAGCAAUCUUCACUCUGUUUCAAGCUGAAGUAUGCCUUUCUCUGAUGCGAAGGAUUCUGUCAGUGACUCGGGUCAUCAGUAACCCUUGCCAAACAAUCGCCGUCUCUAUCAUCAAGGCAGCUUUGAGCGAGAUGCCAAACAUCCUGACCAAGCAUCAACCCUGGUGGAAUGUUCUCAGCGUGCCGUUCCAAACAGUAUGUGUGUCAUUAGCACUCGAUAACAUUCUGAUCCUCCCUCUGCUUCCAGAUGCAAUGGAGCGUCUCCAAUCUAUCACACUUGCAUACGAUUCGAAACUGGCCAAAGAAGCAUUGUCAACGGCACAUCACCUGAUCAUUGCAUCGCGACAAUACGAAGAGUCAAAAACAAAAUUCAAGGACUUGGCUGUGGCAUCUACAGAUUUGGACUUUGCGCAAUCUGGGAUAGAUUUUGACUUGUUGUGUCAAAAUCCAGCUUUAGAAUCACUUGAAGAGUGGUUCCAGUUUACAAUGUAA
Penicillium brevicompactum is the source of this 1674-nucleotide messenger RNA. Its product is annotated as Zn(II)2Cys6 transcription factor. The record is from RefSeq and is a predicted model, not a curated record. Bases 1 to 1674 code for a protein of 557 amino acids. Gene Ontology annotation, biological process: regulation of DNA-templated transcription; DNA-templated transcription; response to xenobiotic stimulus. Gene Ontology annotation, molecular function: DNA binding; DNA-binding transcription factor activity, RNA polymerase II-specific; zinc ion binding. The transcript has a single exon. Lineage: Eukaryota; Fungi; Ascomycota; Eurotiomycetes; Eurotiales; Aspergillaceae.